Apis florea (little honeybee) is the source of this 617-nucleotide messenger RNA. RefSeq names its product longitudinals lacking protein, isoforms F/I/K/T-like. NCBI's taxonomy places the organism in Eukaryota, Metazoa, Arthropoda, Insecta, Hymenoptera, Apidae. The record is from RefSeq and is a predicted model, not a curated record.
AACGGAAGUACUCGCCAAGCGCAGCGAUCGAAUGGUACUAUCAAUACCAGAGCUUGUAUCUUCGGCUGAUGGCGGAAAAUCAAAUGAUGGCAGAGAACAAGGUGGUUUUCGAGAACGGCAAGUGGUCGGCCGGCAAACAAGGGCAACAACCAGGCUCUGGGAAUUGCCUGAAGAUCGUUGCCACGGAGAAGACGGUUGCUAUGGAGAACGGUGUUGACGAGACGGGGAAUCACGGAACGGCGAGCGUUCGCGAUUCUUCCAGCUACUCUUGCCCACGUUGCGGCAAUGCUUAUUCGAGGCCUCACUCGUUGAACAGGCACAUUAGGUUCGAGUGCGGAGUGGAGCCCCAAUUCGAGUGCCCCAUUUGUCACAAGAAGUCGAAGCACAAGCAUAAUUUGGUUUUACAUAUGAGAACUCAUCAAAAAUCUUAAAUACCGUCAGAGAGAGAAAGAGAUCAUUGGUCGAAAUGAAUAUAUUACUAAUGUGCAUAUAUAAUUAAACGGUGAUCUCUGAUAUCAAGAUAUGUUACCAUGUAUAGACUGACUCACUGCCUUCUUUUUUUUUUUUUAGAAUAUAUUGAUAAAGUUGUUAUACAUAUGUUGUAAACUUUAAGAUGA